Messenger RNA from Cynara cardunculus var. scolymus (artichoke), 2356 nucleotides. RefSeq names its product protein ENHANCED DISEASE RESISTANCE 2-like. The record is from RefSeq and is a predicted model, not a curated record. NCBI's taxonomy places the organism in Eukaryota, Viridiplantae, Streptophyta, Magnoliopsida, Asterales, Asteraceae. The transcript is spliced from 19 exons. Gene Ontology annotation, molecular function: lipid binding. Bases 71 to 2251 code for a protein of 726 amino acids.
CUCCACCUUCACUUUCAUUCAUCCCUAUUUUUUUAAACAACCUUCUUGGUUCUUUACGAAUUUUGUAAAAAUGGAUUCAUUAAAAUCUAACAGAGGAAUGGAGGGAUGGUUGUAUCUGAUUCGAUCCAAUCGCUUUGGAUUACAAUACACUCGCAAAAGGUAUUUCGUUCUUGAAGAAAAUUGCCUCAAAAGCUUCAAAUCAAAGCCCACAUCAGACACACAGAAGCCACUAAGAAGCGCGAUUGUAGAUUCUUGCAUUAGAGUCACAGACAAUGGAAGGGAGAGCUUCAGUAGAAAGGUGUUUUUCAUUUUCACCCUUUACAAUACCUCAAAUCACAAUGAUUCUCUUAAGCUAGGAGCAAGCUGUCCGGAAGAAGCUGCCAGAUGGAUACACUCUUUACAGGAUGUUGCAAUGGAACCGGGAACGAAUUCUAAGAGAAGAUGGCAGCCAUUUAGAUUGAGCGACUCUAAGAGCACCACUCAUAAGCAUUCAGUGGAUUGGACCUCGUCUGCAAAUUCUGAUGCUAUGACGUCCGAUGUGAUUGCUCCUUCACAAUGGAAAAUUUUUGGUUGUAAAAAUGGGCUGCGGCUAUUCAAAGAAGCAAAAGAUGGUAAUUCAAGUGAACGGGCCUCAGGUGAUAAUCCGUCUAUAAUGGCUGUUGGUGUCAUUGAGGGAACUUCGGAGGCUGUUUUCAGGACUUUCAUGUCACUUGGCCUCUCUAGAUCUGAAUGGGACUUCUGUUUCUAUCGUGGCAGCGUGGUUGAGCACCUUGACGGUCAUACAGACAUAAUACACAUUCAGCUAUGCCGAGACUGGCUACCAUGGGGGAUGAGUCGAAGAGAUUUACUUUUGCGACGAUACUGGAGAAGGGAAGAUGAUGGAACUUAUGUAAUUCUCUGUCAUUCUGUGAUCCAUAACAAUUGUCCACAACAACAGGGCUAUGUUCGAGCUUGGCUUCAAAGUGGCGGGUUCGUGGUCAGUCCUUUAAAUGAAGGAAAGGAAUGUGUCGUCAAACACAUGCUUUCCAUCGAUUGGAAGUUAUGGAGAACGUAUUUGCCAAAAACAUCUGCUCGAUCCAUGACUAUACGUAUGCUUGGCAGAGUUUCUGCACUGAAAGAACUAUUUAGAGCAAAAGGAGGAGACCAAUUCCCUUCUGAGUUUUUAACCGGAGAGGUUGAGUCACUUCAAACGGGUGAAGAGCAGAGCAAACCAGAAGCCGAUCUGAUACAAUUAGAUGACGAGAAAAUGGAAGAUGCAAAAGAUGCACCAGUUUCGGGUUCAUCAAGUCUUGUUGGAUUAAAUGAUGCCUCAGAUGAGUUUUUUGACGUCCCUGAACCUACAAAAGGCGAAAAGUUUGAGCAUUUGGUUUCGUAUAUUCUUGAUUCUAAUUUAUACCUUCUUCUUUUAUGCCAUUCUUGGCAGCCCAAACUGCCGACAGCUGCUGAUUUUGUGAAAAAAUUGCAUGGUCUUACGGCUCAAAAGAAGGGCUACGUGGAGUUACAAGAUGCCUCUGGCAACUUGGCUGUAUCGAAUCACUAUGGCUCGACUCUUCUAAAAGACUUGACCUGUAACUCGGCUUGCUCUUGGGCAGCUUCUGAUCCUUCGUUGUUUCUUGUUCGGGGACCGAAUUAUCUCAAAGACAACCAAAAGAACAAGGCAAAGGGGACGAUGAUGGAAAUGAUUGGUGCAGACUGGCUACAAUCUGAUAAACGUGAAGAUGAUCUUGCAGGCCGGUCUGGAGGCAUUGUGCAGAAAUAUGCAGCACAAGAUGGACCUGAGUUUUUCUUUGUCAUCAACAUACAGGUCCCUGGCACGACUACGUACAAUCUGUCUCUAUAUUACAUGACGAAAACUCCGUUGGAAGAAUCUCCUUUACUGGAACGCUUUGUGAACGGAGAUGAUGCGUUUAGAAAUUCAAGAUUUAAGCUCAUACCAUACAUAUCUAAGGGAUCGUGGUUGGUAAAGCAGAGUGUCGGGAGGAAAGCGUGUUUGGUUGGUCAAGCACUCGAAGUAAACUACUUUCGCGGCAAGAAUUACUUGGAGCUUGACAUUGAUGUGGGAUCAUCCACCGUGGCUCGAGGUGUGGUGAACCUUGUCCUUGGUUACUUGAACAACUUGAUCGUAGAAAUGGCUUUCUUAAUACAAGCUAACACAGAAGACGAGCUACCAGAAGUCCUUCUCGGGACAUGCCGGUUGACUCACAUGGAUACCGCUAAGGCUGUUUCUGUCGAUUCCAUUAAUAACGUCUAGCGAAAAUGUGUAGGUGAUUUUUUUGUCACAAGCCAAACGAAAAUGUACAUAUCAUGUAAAUUUGAAUUUGUUAUGGCUUGUAGACGUGAAUAAUAAUAACGAUAA